This is a messenger RNA of Diutina rugosa, 753 nucleotides long. RefSeq lists its product as uncharacterized. The transcript has a single exon. Gene Ontology annotation, cellular component: Atg12-Atg5-Atg16 complex; phagophore assembly site membrane; cytoplasm. Lineage: Eukaryota; Fungi; Ascomycota; Pichiomycetes; Serinales; Debaryomycetaceae. Gene Ontology annotation, biological process: cellular response to nitrogen starvation; nucleophagy; C-terminal protein lipidation. Bases 1 to 753 code for a protein of 250 amino acids. The record is from RefSeq and is a predicted model, not a curated record.
AUGGAGAUACGCCUUAAAGUAUGGCACGGCAGCAUCAAUCUCGAAGUGUGGUAUCACGACCAAGUGGCGUUGAUCUGUGGCAAGCGUCAGGGCUAUUUAGGUAGCUAUUUACCCCAAUUGCAGCACUAUUUUGGCCUCGACGAAACCACGAGUGUUUGGCUUGAGACCGAUUACGGCGACCUGUGGCCGUUGGCGUGGCAUAUUCCGAUCGGAACGUUAUAUGACAGCUACGGCGAGCUUCUGGCCGACCACCAGUGGCGGCUACGACUCCAAACGGGCGAGUUACCCCUGACUCUAUUACCACUAAUGUAUGGGCCAGAUUACCAUAAAAACCUCCGAGAAUACCUAUUUGCUCAGCUUAAACAGGCGUGUAUGGUGGUUAACGGGUCGACAAAGGCGGUGAUGCAGCUAUCUACGCACAAUCUGGACCAAAUCUGGCGUGCUAUAUUAGCCACCGAUUGGAACGAUUAUUGGCUGGUGAUCAAUCAGGUGUUGGUGCCAACCACCACCAAAGUUCCGGUAAAGGUGUAUCGAGGCACUCAGGUGAGUCUCAAAGUGGUUAAUGGUGGGAAUUUAGUGGGGAAUGUCCUUGAUGAGGGGGCCAUAGUGCAGGGGAUAUCUCUACCACCAACGAUGACCAUGGCUGAAGUGUGGUUUCAUUUUAAAGGGGUGGAUGGUUUUAUCCAUGUGGUGGACCAUCUCCAGCCAUUGAAGCUCCUAUCGCCCGAACCAGACCCUAACAAUGUGGAUUAA